CCCAGCCAGUAGAGUAGAGUUUAAAGUAGAGUUGAAUAGAGUUUAUCAAUGUGGCACCUGACCCACCUGAGCUCAGCAGGACAGGUAAGAUCACAUAGUUUCUCUGAGGAAACUCUCUCUGCAAACUAGUCCUGCGGUGUCUUCAAGUAACAAGUUUGGCGAGUGGUUUUGUAAGAGCCACAGGUUUCCAGUAAGACUCUCUCUUCACCUCACGGGUUUCAUGGAUGGUGAAUCACUGUUUGCCGUCUCAGGUUUCAUGAUGGAGAAUGGGAUCAGCAGCAGCUCCUGGAAUCCUUUCUGCUCAAAACCACAGGACUACAGUGUAACAGCUGAUGUGGAGAAUAAUGUGUUUCCUAACAUGAACAGUUUUACCGCAGUAAAUCAAAGCAACGGCGUUCAUAAGACGCCUUCAUUUUCAGACAUCGAUCCUUUUCCAGCUCCAGACUGGAUUUUUUCUCCGCCUGAUUUCUAUAAAGACAGCACACCUGAUGCGUUUCAGACCACACCAGUGUCGGACAGUUGGCCUGAAGAAAUAGACAUCUUCCAGCCUUACAAAGAAAAGGUUGACAAUUCAGAACACAGAAUCUUUGUUCUCAUCCAAUCAGAACAUAGAAUCCUCAUUCUUGAUGGAUCGCGACACACAGUCCUCAUCUUCGCCCAAUCAGAACACAGAUUCCUUGUUCUCAUCCAAUCAGAACACACAAUCCACAUUUUCGCCCUUGUCCAAUCAGAACAUAAAUUCCUCAUCUUCGUCCAAUCAUAAUAGAGAAUCCUUGUCCUCAACUAAUCAGAGCACAGAAUCAUCAUCCAAUCAGAACACACAAUCCUCGUCCAAUCAGAGGGAUCCGCUCCUGGAAUUCAUUCUCUCCAGACAGAAGAAAUUUCUAGCCCCGCCCACUUUCACGUCACCAUGCGAUUCAUCGUUUCCUCAAGAAGCGUCUACAAACAGGGACAGUUUCUUUGAGGCGCCGCACAUUUCUGACCAGAACUCCACGUCUGAUGAUGUCUUCAAGACGCCGUCGUCCACCGCAGGAACCAGCGACGCAGACCUGAGGGUGUUUGACCCUCUGUUUGAGCCCCAGAGUGAAGUUCAGUCCAUUCAGAAGAGCAGUUUGGAGGCGCUGCUCAUCAACGCAUCCAGAGGUCUGACGGAUGGAGGUGUUCAGGGGACGGCAGGUGGAGAAACACCUUCCGCAUACACCUCCAGUGGAGAAACGACGUUCAGGAGGCGUCCACCAGUACCUGCUCCUCGCAGAAAAUCCCUGAAGAGUCUCCUGCCUCCACCUGAAGCACAGGUCUCCACAGCUGUGAUUGAGGAUGAUCUGAGGGUUUAUGAGGACGUUCUUCUCACCGGGCAGGAGAGGUGUGUGGAGGAUUGGCCUGAAAACAGCCCGGAACUCUCUCCAGAAUAUAAACCGGCUGGAAAACUCAGACUGAGGAGAGACUCCCUACUGUUUUCAGAAACAUCUGAUGCAGGACCAGGAGUCGACGGGACUUUAAAGAAGAAUGAUAAACGGACUCUGGGAAAGAAACUGCGGCACUCUCUGCUGAUCAGACGCAGCUCAAAGGAUAAAACUGGAGAUGAACUGAAGAGCUCAGAGACCAACACAAACUCUCUGCAUCGCGGCUCAAAGAUCAUCGGUGACGAGUUUUUUGCUCCAGAUGAAGAAGAUCAAAGAAAUGAGGCAGAAAAUAAAUCAAAGAAAUCGACAAAGCCCAAGAUUAUUACGCAGCGCAGAGGAUCGAAGGUGAAAAGUGCUGAAGCUAAAGGAUUGACUCCAGACUCAAAGGAUGAGUUCACACUAAAGCAUGCAGAUCUCUCCACGUUUGGAGAGAAAAAUGGGGACGUCAAACUGCAACCACAAAAAUCCAAGUCUCCUGUUCCUCACUAUCCAGCAAAGGACACUUCUGCAGCGGGUCUGAAGUCUCUACAGGGUCCUGCACCGAUCGACUCAAAGUAUUUCCCCAAAGACCCGUUUCUGAAUGGAGAUCUGGGCUUUCGGGACCGGCGUGAGGAGAAUGAUGAAGCUGAACUGAAGGGAGCCUGUGGGUUCACUCCUCAUCCUCAUCUCAAGGAUGAAGAUGGCUUCGAUGACCUCAAUGAUUCAGUGUUUCCUCACAAGCCUCACGAGCUCAAGGACGACACAUUCCUGAAAACCGAAGCCGGGCGCAGUCUUUCCCCUCAGGACUUUAAGAAUUCGUAUUCAAAUGGAUAUAUGGGAGCUUCAUCAUGGGAUGCAAUGGCAGCAGAUGCUGAGAAAGCCUAUCCUAAAGCUUCAGACGGGUUUCUGUCAGACUUCAGUGAGAAACCUCAGGAGAUGCAGGACUGUCGACCUAAGAAACCAGCCAAGUUUAAAGUCCCUCGUUUCCCCCGCAGAAACUCAAAGAAUACUGAGGAUGCAGAGAUGCGGCAGAAUCACGAGGCUUCAGAGAUGAAGAAGCCUCCUCUUCUUCAGGUGCCGCCGCUUCAGGAGCUGCGCAGAGACUCAUGGGGUGUUGAUCUGGACGAGGGCCCUCAGAAGGGAGCAGACGCUGAGCUGUCGGAGGACUUCGGCUGGGAGGAAUAUACCCCGGAUAAUAAACCACAGAAACCCAAAGAGACGGCCAGUCACCGCCGAGGCUCGAAGAAUAAAGACUUUCCUGAAGACUUUCUGGAUCCUCCAGGAGCAGCGGCUGCAGAUUAUCACCUGUCAGAUGCUGCCAAGGCUGAGUGGACUUCAGCUCAGAUGGACAUGAAGAGAUUGAGGGAUCAGGAGGAAGAGCAGAAGCUGGAGCAAGAGGAGGAUGAAGGGGACACUGACAGCCUGAUGGAGUGGUGGAACACAGUGGAGUAUUGGGAUGAAAUUCCUUCAAACGACACCAUCAGCUCUAAAGAAGAGGAGACCAUCUCAUUUAAGGCAGUAGCGGAGCAGGUCCACCGUGGUCUGCGGGUAUACCUGAAGCUCUUCAUGGAGCGCGCUGAGCUGCUCUACCAGCACGUGUUGAUCUUAUACGCCAUCGCAGACGACCUCAGCAGCUUCCACCAUCGCUCCAAAAUCGCCAACAUCGCCGGUGGGACCACCACGGCUGUAGGAGGCGCCGCUGCCAUCGCGGGGCUGGCGCUGGUGCCCGUCACCUUCGGCGCCUCCAUCAUCAUCUCUGCCAUCGGCCUCGGGGUCGCCACGGCUGGAGGAAUCACUGCGGCUUCAGCCACCAUAUCUGACAACAUCAACAACAUGCAUGACCGUAAGAAGAUUGAGGUAAUCGUUCAGGACUACGAGACUCAGCUGGUGGAGAUGCAACGCUGUCUGCAAUUCAUCAUCGAGGGUCUGUCUCGACUCCGAAAUCAUGCCCUGCUGCGGAGGAACAACUACUACACGGGCGACUGGGAGGUGCGGCGCGCGCUGCAGACCAUCAGCCUGGUCACCGAGCCCGUGGACAAAGCAGAGGACAUCAUCACUAACACACUGCUGAAGCUGGCCAGCCUGCACACGGGCAUCGACAAAUACUUCACUAAAGACAUGAAGGAGGUGAAGAAGGGCUGCAAGAAGGAGGUGACGGCCGAGGUGCGCAGUAUAGCCAAACAACUGCAUCAGGGGCUGGUGGAGCUCAACACUAUCAGAGGACAACUGCUGGACGCCAGCGGGAACAUCUAAGCUGGGGAAGGGGAGGAAUGUGGGAAAGGAGUCUGUAAGAGAGAGAGGAGUUUAAAUCUGGAGGAGGAGUCAGAUCCUGGUGGAGCUUAACACUAUCAGGGGACAACUGCUGGACGUCAGCGGGAACAUCUAGGCUGGGGGAAGGGAAAGAACGUUGGAAAGGAGUCUGGUAGAGGGGGAGGAGUUUGAGUCUGGAGGAGGAGUCAGAGGCUGGUGGAGCUUAACAAUAUCAGGGGACAACUACUAGAUGCUAGUGGGGAACAUCUGAACUGGGGGAGGGGAGGAAUCUGAGAAAGAAGUCUGGGUAUGAGGAGGAGUUUGAAUCUGGGUAUAGUGUAUGAGGAGGAGUUUGAGUCAGGGUAUGGUGAGUAGUCUGGGGAAAGAGUCUGGGUAUGGUGAGGAGUUUGGGGAAGGAUUCUGGGUAUGGGGAGGUGUUUGAGUCUGGGUAUGGUGAGGAUUUUGAGUCAGGGUAUGGCAAGGAGUCUGAGGAAGAAGUCUGGGUAUGGGGAAGAAUCUGGGGAAGGAGUCUGGGUAUGGGGAGGAGUUUGAGUCUGGGUAUGGUGAGGAGUCUGGGGAUGGAGUAUGGGUAUGGGGAGGAGUUUGAUUCUGGGUAUGAUGAGGAGUCUGGGGAAGGAGUCUGGGUAUGGGAAGGAGUUUGAGUCAGGGUAUGAUGAGGAGUCUGGAGAAGGAGUCUGGAUAUGGGGACGAGUUUGAAAUAUCGUAUGGCGAGGAGUCUGGAGAAGGAGUCUGGGUAUGGGGAGGAGUUUGAGUCAGGGUAUGGCAAGGAGUCUGGGCAUGGGGAGGAGUUUGAGUCAGGGUAUGGCGAGGAGUCUGUUAAAGGAGUCUGGGUAUGGGGACGAGUUUGAGUCAGCGUAUGGUGAGGAGUCUGGGGAAGGAGUCUGGGUAUGGGGAGGAGUUUGAGUCAGCGUAUGGGAAGGAGUCUGGGGAUAGGGAGGAGUUUGAGUCAGGGUAUGGUGAGAAGUCUCAGGAAAGAUUCUGGGUAUGGUGAAGAUUCUCGGAAAGAAGUCUUGGUAUGUGGAGGAGUUUCAGUUUGGGUAUGGUAAGGAGUCUCGGGAAAGAGUCUGGGUAGGGGAGGAGUUUGAGUUUAGGAGAGGAUUUGUGGUCUGAGGGAGGAGUCUAGAUGUGGAAUUUUCAUCUUGGGGAGGAGUCUUUGUCUGGAGAAGGACUCUGGGGGUGAAUUCUUCAUCUUGGGUAGGAAUUUUGGUCUGAGGGAGGAGUCUGGAUUUGAGGGAGGAGUCUGGGUCUGGGGAGGGGUUUGAGACAGGGCAAAGGGCAUGCUGCGUGCAAAAGCUGCACUGUAUAAAUUAACCUUAAAGCUGCAUUCAACUCCUCUUUUAGAAGCACACUCAUCAACUUCUCUAGUUGCCUCAAUCCCUUGAUUUUGACAGAGGGAACAAGUCAACUUGAUAUGUCUACUCCAGCACCUAUAUGUCCCAAAAUGCAAUGCGAUCAAUAAUCAAUGCUAUGCAAUUAGUGUAGUUCCAAAGUGUUCAAGGGUUUAGGGCAAUCCAUUUAAACCUAUUCGCAUUCUGCGCCAGUAGUGCACACUUGAGCCUGGGGGAGGAGUUUGAAUCAGGACUCUGGCUAUGAAAGUUGAUGAAAUUCAGCAACUCUCAUCCUAAAACAUCCCUGCCUCUUAGUACUCUCGCUUGAGGAUACUUUUAAAGAAAAACAGAUAUC
Molecule: messenger RNA, 5336 nt
Organism: Danio rerio (zebrafish)
Lineage: Eukaryota; Metazoa; Chordata; Actinopteri; Cypriniformes; Danionidae
Source: RefSeq, a predicted model, not a curated record